ACAAAAAGGCCAUUACAAAGAUAACUACCAAUAUGGAAAACGUGGCUGCUACUUUAACCGAAGAGCUUGUUCAUGGAUCGAACAAGAAUACGAUGGAGACACCAAUGGCUUCUAAGCCACAAGUAAUAGUCGAGCCAAUAGAUUCUCUAUCAGAUCAGAAGGUUGAUGUAAAAAUAUUGGAUCUUCCUGCCGGUGCUGAAGUGACCUUGCGAGCCAAACUGACCAGCGACCAAGGAAAUGUUUUUGUGUCAUUUGCUCGUUAUGAAGCUAGCAAAGAUGGUACUGUAUCGGUCAUGGAUGAUGUAUCAAACGGUGGUACUUAUACAGGAGUAGAACCUAUGGGACUGCUUUGGUCCAUGAAGCCAGCCCAAGGACAACGUGAAGGACUUCGGUUGAGCAAGCGUGAUGUUUCUAAGCCAUACGUUAUUCAUCUUGACGUGUUCAAGGGUAGUGAGUGCUCAGAUGAAGCCAUCCUUGCUAGCGUGACAUUUCGACGUCAUUUUAUGGGCAAAGGCGUGCGUAGGAUCCCUGUGCGGGUCGGCAGAGUUAGGGGUACCCUAUUCCUUCCGCCAGGAAAUCAGACAUUUCCAGGUGUGAUAGACUUGUUUGGCACGGCUGGCGGUUUACUGGAGUUCAAAGCAUCCCUACUAGCAUCCCAUGGAUUCGCUGCUUUAGCUCUAGCGUACUUUGGCUUCGAUGACCUACCUAAGGCAGUGACAGACAUCAGCCUGGAAUACUUCGAAGAAGCUCUUGAAUGGUUUACCCGACAUGAAAAGGUUCAGCCAGGUGGUGUUGGAGUCAUGGGCGUGUCUAAGGGAUCAGAGCUAGUCCUAACACUGGCAUCACACAGACCAGAGCUGGUUCGUGCUGUUAUUGCCAUAUCCCCUGCCCAUGCUAUUGUUGCCAUCCCUUUAAUGAUACGUGGAAAACCAUCCGCGUUUGUAAAAUUUGAGCCCGAGUUUUCAAGGCUAUCCCCAGAUGGCGGUAUUGAAUGGGUUGAUACGUACCCUGACAAUAUAUCUUGCGGUGACGUUUGGCAUCCUGCUGUUAUUCCAGUAGAAAGAAUCGAGUGUCCAAUAAUGUUGGUCAGUGGAGAGGAUGAUAAAAGUUGGCACUCGACUCAGAUGGGAGAUAUGAUCAUGCGCAGAUUACGCAAAUACAACAAACAGCAUCUAGGUGUACAUUACCGUUACCAUGGUACCGGGCACUUGAUAGAGCCUCCUUAUACACCUCACUGUAAGAACUCUUAUCAUAAAGCGUACCGGAUGUUGGUCCACUGGGGGGGAGAUGCGAAAUCUCAUUGUUAUGCUCAAGAAAAGUCAUGGGAAAAUAUUCUAGAGUUUUUCCAUAUGAACAUUAGUAAAGGACCAAUGAAAAGUAAUCUCUGAAAAACCAUGUCAUUAUAUAGGUUGUAGUGAUGUUAAAUAUCAAGACAAAAAUGUUAUGAAAAUAUUUCCAUAAUUAAAAUAAAGCUGCUGUUACUAA
Molecule: messenger RNA, 1485 nt
Organism: Actinia tenebrosa (Australian red waratah sea anemone)
Lineage: Eukaryota; Metazoa; Cnidaria; Anthozoa; Actiniaria; Actiniidae
Product: peroxisomal succinyl-coenzyme A thioesterase
Biological process (GO): fatty acid metabolic process; acyl-CoA metabolic process
Molecular function (GO): fatty acyl-CoA hydrolase activity
Source: RefSeq, a predicted model, not a curated record